Messenger RNA from Chiloscyllium plagiosum (whitespotted bambooshark), 6443 nucleotides. Lineage: Eukaryota; Metazoa; Chordata; Chondrichthyes; Orectolobiformes; Hemiscylliidae. The record is from RefSeq and is a predicted model, not a curated record.
AUGGGGGAUUACGGGUUCGGUUUACUAGUGCAGACCAAUAAUACCAACAGCAAGAUAGCUUUUCCAGUCAGAUACCACCACCACCAUCAUCACCAAUCACAACAACAGAGCGUCUCCGCUGCCGCCGGCUCGCCUUGGUUUUUCCCUGCCCCGUCUCCCCAGACCAUGCAGGAUGAGCUGCUGCUGUCGGAGAAACCCAAAUCCCCACAGCAGCAGCACUCUCCCCGACUCGAUCAAACCGCUCCUCCUGAUCUAGUCCUCCUGCCCGACUCUCCCCAACCCGAGGAAGACAAUCCGAGCGGCGGCGACAGCAGCAAGGAGAAGCUGAGGAUGGAGUCGCCCAUCCUGCCGGCUUUCGACUAUCACGAGCCGCCGCCGCCUUCUUCAUCGUCCUCCUCGUCCUCCUCAUCGGGGCUCGGAGGAGCGGGCACGGCCGGGACGCCCUCCCUCACCUCUUCCUCCUCCUCUUCCUCUUCUUCCUCCUCCACCUCCUCCUUGACCGGUUUCAGCAACUGGUCAGCAGCGAUGACUCCUCCUACUGUCGGCGAGGACAACUUCUUUCACCAGGGAGUCCCUGCUCCUUCCGCCAACGGGGCUCUGCUCUUCCAAAACUUCCCUCACCACGUCAGCCCGGGCUUCGGGGGCAGCUUCUCGCCUCAGAUGGCCCUCUCCCAGCAUCACCAUGCCCCCCACCACCCACACCACCACCACCCUCCGCCGCCUCCACCACCGCCACCGCCUCCACCUCCUCACCAGCAGCCGCCCCAGCAACAGCAGCACAGGAGGUCUCCUGCCAGCCCGCAUCCCGCUCCGUUUCCGCACAGAAACGCUUUCAAUCAGUUGCCUCACUUGGCCAACAGCAUCAGCAAGCCCCCCUCCCCGUGGAACAGCUACCAAAGCUCGUCGCCCACAUCGUCCUCUUCGUCGUCCUGGAGCUCCAGUGGUGGGAUCGGUGUUUGGGGUGGAACCCAAGGGAGAGAUCACCGCCGAGGGAUGACUGGUGGGAUGGCAGGCCUCAGCUCCAUCUCCCCAAUGAAGAAGCCUUUCCCCGGCAACCACAUCCCACCACACAAAUACUCGAGAUCCAGCUCGGCUUUCCCACCAAAGCCUUGGAUGGAAGAUAACAUGUUGAGGAGUGAUAAUAUUUUACCGUUUCAGGAUCGAAAUAGAUUAUAUGAUACUUUAAACAUGCAUUCACUGGAGAGUUCACUAAUUGACAUCAUGAGAGCGGAACAAGACCCAUUAAAAGGUCGUCUAAACUACGCACAUCCAGGAUCAGAGAGUCCUCUUUCUAUUAAUGCGAGGACAUAUGGGCGAAGGCGAGGUCAUUCUUCACUCUUCCCUGUUGAAGAUGGGUUCCUUGAUGAUGGACGUGGUGAUCAAACACUUCAUAGUGGCAUAAGUUCUCCUCAUUGUUUUCCUCAUCAAAAUGGUGAACGAGUGGAGCGAUAUUCCCGUAAAGUGUUUGUUGGUGGCUUGCCACCUGAUAUUGAUGAAGAUGAAAUCACAGCUAGCUUUCGUCGUUUUGGUUCUCUGGUUGUUGACUGGCCUCAUAAAGCAGAAAGCAAGUCAUACUUUCCACCAAAAGGCUAUGCAUUUCUGCUGUUUCAGGAGGAAGGUUCUGUGCAAGCUUUAAUUGAUGCUUGCAUUGAAGAGGAUGGAAAGUUAUACCUCUGUGUAUCAAGUCCAACCAUCAAGGAUAAACCAGUUCAAAUACGACCAUGGAAUCUCAACGAUAGUGAUUUUGUAAUGGAUGGUUCUCAGCCACUUGAUCCACGGAAAACCAUUUUUGUAGGUGGUGUCCCCAGGCCUCUAAGAGCCGUUCUGUUUUCAUGUUUUUUAAAAAGAAGACAUUUUGAUGCUGAUCAGAGAACAUCAACAGGUCUAGCAACAUCAGUUGUGUUGAAAGUGGAGCUGGCAAUGAUCAUGGAUAGGCUGUAUGGUGGAGUAUGCUAUGCUGGCAUUGACACUGAUCCUGAGCUGAAAUACCCAAAAGGUGCAGGGCGUGUGGCUUUUUCAAAUCAACAAAGCUAUAUUGCUGCUAUCAGUGCACGCUUUGUUCAGUUACAGCACGGAGACAUUGAUAAACGGGUGGAAGUCAAGCCAUAUGUCCUUGAUGAUCAGCUGUGUGAUGAAUGCCAGGGUACCCGUUGUGGUGGGAAAUUUGCUCCAUUCUUCUGUGCCAAUGUCACAUGUCUGCAGUAUUACUGUGAAUACUGCUGGGCUGCCAUACAUUCUCGUGCUGGGAGGGAGUUCCACAAGCCUCUUGUGAAAGAAGGAGGAGACCGUCCACGUCAAGUUCCUUUUCGUUGGAACUAAGAUAUUUAAACCUGAUUCUCGUGGCAAGAUAAGAGUGCUCUAUGGCUGCAGACACCAGAUUAGCUAGGAAACUAAAUAAGUGCAUUCUUCUACUGCCUCAUCCCAGAUUUCAAAAUGUAUGUCUCAAAUUUUCACUUCAAAACAAUUGGGUUAAACUCUAGUUUCGGUGUUUUUUAGAAACAUUUACUGAUUUGUGAUAACACUGGAUAUUUGAUCCUUAGCUUAAAGAAAUAAUACAGAUUCAGUCGAUGUACAUGAUUGAGAUUUCUGAGUCAUGUGCUUACACAGCUUGGUGCUGUACUUGAUAGGAAUGUCCUGUUGAGGAAACUGUGAUUGAGAACUAGUUUUAGUUGUAUAGACAGAAUCUAAACUUAAUGUGAAGUUAUACUGCAGCCCUUUUUUGUGUUUGGAUUUUCAAUUAAAUUAUAUCUAAAGUAGGGGAAUAGCACUAUGUAUUAUAUAAAACACUUGGAUUUGCCCUCCCACAAUAUGAAUUCCAAUUUCUUUUUCAAACUGUGUCAGUGUGCUUUUUAAAAGUUGUUUUUAACACACUACAGGCUUUACUAACAGGUAUGGGGUAAAAGCUUUUGGUGCUUCCCUAUCAAUUCACCACUACCCCAAAAUACGCAAUGUAAGAAAGGGGUUUAGAUUGCUGCUACGGUUGAAGUGUGCACUUAUUUCAGAAAUGAGAAACCACAAUUUGAAGAUCUGCCGCCCCUAUAAGUUUACCAAAGUUGUUCAGAUUGACACAAUGUAAUUGUAGAGAGGCAUUUUCCUUGCUGGAAGAGAUUUUAUACCUUUAUUUUUUUGAUGUUGCUAUUUACAAAGUCGACUUGAUCUACUAAUAUAUUGUCACGUGUCAGCUUUUGCUCUCCAUUUUGACACACAAAAAGUAAUACCUCAAUUGUAGCCUUGAUUUAUAUUUUUUUAUUUUUAGUGAUGCUGUUUAAUUGCAAGAGACAAUAGGAGCCUUGCUGCUGUUUAGAUGGUAUGACAAAUACCAUUUCUUUCCCAGUAAAAUGGGAAUUAGAAGUAACAAAGAAAAAGGCUACAAUGCAACACAACUAGAUGUAGCACAGGCUAUGGCUUCAGCUGCCUAAGAUUUUUUUAAUUUUAUUUUUUAUGUGGAAUAGUAUGAAUGAUUGAAUGUUUACUAGUACACCUGUUUUGCAUGCACUAUAUAUUCAUACAUUUUCCCAUUAUCUACAGUACUUAUUCUGCCUAAAAAUCUUUGUUUAUAAAGUUACAUUUUGAAAAUGUAAAUGGCAUACAACAAAGAAAACACUGAACACUGUUUGAGUGCCAAGGUGCAUGUUUGUAUUACUAUAGGUUAGCAUGUGGUGUCAUGACACUCUUAAGUGUAUACUAUGCAGGUUGGCUUUAAGUGGUACUGCGCCCUUGCAAAGGCGACGUAGGUGCUGGACUGCAUUGAAGGAAUUAUCUCCUUGUGAUUAUUGCGUGAUUCAGCCAAAGGUGGUUAUGCAUUUGUGAUUUUUAAAAAUUAUAUGUGAAAGGUUAUUGCUCCUCACUCUUGCUAUUUUUUUCUGAUACAGUGCAUAGCAUCUUCAAACUCCUGCAAACCAAAGACUGGAUUACUCACUGCAAAUUGCUGACUUGUGACCUACAAGUAAUACACUGAUAAUAGCAUUGAAAUUCUUCCUUUGAAAUAAUAGGGUUUAAAUAACUAAACCAGGUCAAAAUGGAGGCAUUUGCUGUUAAAUUAUCAAGUUUAAAGAGUUUAAAUUUGAUCUAUGUUUUGACCACAGUGGUGUCAAACUAACAGCAGCAGAGAGUUGUGAGGGUGCUUAUCAUUUAGCUCGUCAGGGAUUUACUAUAAAGAAUAUGUAAUUCUUAGUGGCAAUCUUUAAGCUAUAGAAACUGCUGGUUAUCAUCCUUUCUUGGUGUACUGGUGUGCUGUUGUGCCAUUCCUGCCCAACUCUGGUGUUUGUGGGUGUAGUGAAUUAGCAUUUUUGAAAUUUGACACUGAAAGAUAACUUUUCUACUAGUUGACUUCCUUUUUAGGUAACAUAUUCUACCUUUGAGCUUUUUGGUAUGUUGUUUCUCUAGUUGGCUUUUUGUUCCCCUUUUGUUUUUAUAUACAUGUCAACAUUUGUUAUGCACUACUUUUGUAAAUCUUUUUUUUUCCCAACAGUUAAUAUUUUUAAGCUCACUUUUUCACUGGCAUCUCUUUUGCAAUACCUCGAUUUUUCAUAAUCUGAAAGAGAUUAAUAGUUUUUUCUAUGUUUGUUAUUCGAAGAUUUGCACAUAUAUCGUUAACUUAAUUGUGCAAAGAAAUGAGUUGAAGCAAUCAAUUUUGUUCCCAUUUUCUUUCCUUUUUUCUUUUAACAUUUGAAGGCAAAGAGAAUUUUGAAUAUCAUGAACAUUAGGGAUCAGCAAUGCUGUUGAUAAAACUGCAGAGUCUGAAAAACCAUAGUCAUCGAAAAUAUAAUCUCCCAGCUCCAGGUGUUGAUGUUCAUAAGUCUAAAGUAAUAAUACAGUAAAUAUUAGAACCUGGUUGCAAUAUCAGCCCUAUCCUCAUUGUUAAAUGUGGAUUCUAGUUUCUUCCAAUACUACACUGUAUUUUCAGUAAAUAUUCUUUUGAAAAUGAUCAUAUAGACUCCUUUUCACAGUUCCUGUAUCUAUGGUACAGUAGCUGACCUGGCACAAAGUUCAAUACAAAAGACACACAGAACAAUUAGCAGUAAACUUUGACACAUGGAUUCUUAGGUGUUUGAUGGUUAGAAAAAGAUUUACCGGUUUUUAAUAGACAAAACCAGGUUUAACUGCCAUCAAGUUACCUCAAUUCUAGAUAGUGUGCAAGGCUGAAACAAUUAAGAAAAUAAAAGCAUGCAUGUAAACAAAAAAAAUGUAAACUUCAAAACUAACUUGUUUAUUGUGUGUUGUAAAGUUGUUUACAAAGGUUAAAUUUCAUUUCUCACUUGCCCAUAGCAUGGCAAAUAUAUCCUCAUACACAGACCUCUGCAGAAUGCAUGAUUUUAAAUCUGAUCUUGUGGUUCAAGAAGGAAAGGAUUUUAUGAAUGCCAUUGGAAGGACUUGAUAAUUUAUUCUUUGUCUGAAUUUUUAAGAAUUUCUUACAAAGUUACAGAAGACUUGAAUGUGGUAAAUUGUGGAAAGUUAAUGUCAUAUUGUUAUGUGCAAUACUUUUUUUCUAACUUCUGAAAAAACUUUACAGUGUAAACCUUUAAUGCGAUUUUUUUUAAUUGCAAACAUUCAGAUUAAUAUGUUGUCCACAAUGUCAUUUUCUACUGUUAUUAUAUUCCCUUUUAUCUUACUGAUAUUUGUAAAUUCAGAAUAUGAUCUUUGUACUAAUAUAAAUAAUUGAAGUUAUUUUUAGAUAUGGACUAAAGGAAAAAUGUGCUUGUUUGCUUAUUUUUGUUACCUUACUUUAAAAAGUAGCAAAGACUACUUUUCUCAGCAGCAUUAUAAUAAUUGGGUCAAUAUCCUGUCCAGCAUUUUAUUUUUGGUAUUUUAAAUUGAAAUGUAUAAUUAGUUUUUUAUCAUUUGACCAUUCAGAUUUUUUAUGUUGUAAUAUUUUUGAUUGUGCAGCUUUUUUAAUAUUUUAAAAUGUCUACUUUUUAUUGAAAGCUUAAGUAUUCAACACUGUAUGGCAAAUAUUCAUAAAAAGAAUAGUUAUUUGUGGAAGUUGGCCAUCAGUGGUGUGUCUCUGUGGCUGAAUUCUUUGUGCUUUUCACUGUGUUUGGGGAGGUUGUAGUGAUGAUUAACAAUUUUAAAUAAAGGAAACUCAUUUUUAUUAAUAUUUGUUCACUUUUUGAGUUGAUAUUUUAUGUAUCCCCUCUACUAAAUUAUUUGGUGCAAAAAUGUCCCUUUGCAGCUUGUUUGUUGAAGUGGUAGUAAAACAUAAUGUUGUUAAAGUUUUAUGCCAACUAUUUAUAACACUCAGUAAUUUUAAAAUAUUUGUAAUGUGAAAUGUUGAAUGAUUAAAGUGUUUCAAUGUACUGUAAAUGUCUGAGCUUUAUACUAACACUGGUCUGCAAAUUAUUUUUUAUUUAUUUGUUUUGAACAGAUAGCUAACCAUUGCCUAUACUGCUUCUAUGUAUUGCAUCUUGAAAUGUACCCAAUACAGUAUUCAUGUUUUUAUUGAA